Messenger RNA from Onychomys torridus (southern grasshopper mouse), 1778 nucleotides. RefSeq names its product V-set and immunoglobulin domain containing 1 (gene Vsig1). Bases 210 to 1328 code for a protein of 372 amino acids. The transcript is spliced from 8 exons. Gene Ontology annotation, cellular component: plasma membrane. NCBI's taxonomy places the organism in Eukaryota, Metazoa, Chordata, Mammalia, Rodentia, Cricetidae. Gene Ontology annotation, biological process: maintenance of gastrointestinal epithelium; epithelial cell morphogenesis. The record is from RefSeq and is a predicted model, not a curated record.
CCCAGUGCAAAGAAUAAUAUAGAAUGCUCAGCUCUGAAUGGACAUUUAUAUCACACACCUCCUUCAAGGCUCAGAGAUCAUCAUGGAAGAGGAAGUGGCAAGACUGUAAAAGAACGAAUGUUCUAAAAAGUGGGAACUUGCUUUAUGGGCUGGUGACUCCAUAAGGAAAGUGAUAUAGCUGAUGCAGAGGAGUGAGAGGUCAGGUUAGUAUGGUGCAAGUGACCAUCCCAAACACUUUCGUGAAUGUGACUGUUGGAUCUAAUGCCACUCUUCUCUGCCUUUAUACCACCACUGUGAAGUCCCUGGACAAGCUUACAAUCCAAUGGUCUUUCUUCCACAAUAAGGACACGGAGCCAGUUUCUAUUUACUACUCUGAAGGUGGACAAGCUUCAGCUAUUGGGCAAUUCAAGGAUAGAAUUAUAAGGUCGACUAAUCCAGGUAAUGCAUCGAUCACCAUUUUGCGUAUGCAACCAGCGGACAGUGGAAUUUACAUCUGUGAUGUCAACAAUCCUCCAGAUUUUGUCGGCAAAAACCAAGGCAUCCUUGACGUCACUGUGUUAGUCAAACCUUCCAAGCCCCUUUGUACCAUCCAAGGAAGACCAGAAGCAGGCCACCCUAUUUCCUUGUCUUGCUUUUCUGCCUUCGGAACGCCAUCUCCCGUGUAUUACUGGUAUAAGAUUGAGGGAAACACCAUUGUGCCAGUAAAAGAAAGUUUCAACUCGGCCACUGGAGUUUUGGUUAUCGGAAAUCUGACAAAUUUUGAACAAGGUUAUUACCAGUGCACUGCUAUAAACAGUCUUGGCAAUAGUUCCUGUGAAAUUGACUUAACCUCUUCACAUCCAGAAGUUGGAAUCAUCAUUGGUGCCUUGAUUGGUGCCCUGAUAGGUGCUGCUGUCAUCAUCUCUGUGGUGUACUUUGCAAGGAACAAAGUUAAAUCACAGCAAAGGAAGAGGGACUUAACCCCCAGCACGGAACUUGAACCAAUGACAAAGGCAAGCCAUUCCCGAGAUAAUGAAACGAUUCCAGCUGAAAACAUCCAGCUAGAAGCAACUCUGCCAUCUUCCAUCCAUGAUGCCCACAACACCGAACCUACUACCACCAUUGCAGAGCCAGAAUAUGAGCCUAACCCCCAGCUUGAAAGUACCACACAGCCUGAUCCUGAACCAGAGCCUAUGCCAGUGUCUGAGAUGGAGAUUCAGCUAGAGCCGGAGCUGGAGCUGGAGCUGGAGACAGAAACAGAGCCUGAGCUUGAGCCUGAGCUCGAGCCUCAGUCUGGAAUUAUAGUUGAGCCUCUGCGUGAGGAGGAAAAAAAUCCAGUUAAGGCAUAGGCAUAGAUAGGUAUGGCCUUAAGUGUGGCAGUUCUUACUUAGGAACCUAUUCCUGGCCUUUAAAAUUUGGUGGACUUAACCAGCCCCCAGUCUGUCCUUCCAUCAUGGACAACCCUCAUCUAACGUUGCUCAUACUCACCAUUAAUCCAAAAUAAAGGCAAUUACUAAAUAAAUAUACAGGUUUCGUUAUUCUUAGUAUAGAUUACUUAAAACUGCACUAAUAUGUAAACAUAACAAAUGACAAGGCCAGGAUGGGUGGCUCAUUUCUAAUUCAGUUGGAAAAGUAUUUGCAAAAGUAUGUUCUGUAUUUUAUAGUCACUCUUUUUCAUGGCUCACAUAUGCACACAGUAAGAUAGAGCUCAUUUGAAUAUUAAUUUUAAGAUUAGUUGUCUUCCCUGUUCCUUUUUUAUAUUUACCACUAAGAAAACAAUUUGAUUGCCAGGCGGUGGU